UUUAUUUUUGUCCCUGCAGGGUUAGCGGAAGAGUGGUGCUCGUACUGAGAAGAGGAGGAUGAGGACGAAGACGAAGACGAAGAUGGCGAUGAAGGCACCGUUACCAUCGAGAAGCAGUGAAUGAGAUAAAGGGUGAAGUGCUAUGGAAAUAGAAAAGUGAGGAGGAUGGAAAGAAGGAACUCAAAGAAAGAACAAAUAACAGCAGACCUCUCGACAUUUAUAGAAGAAAAGAGGAUAAAAGAGAUUGAGAAGGGAGGAAGUGCUCUGAAAAUAAAAUAGUGAGGAGGGAAAGGAUUGAACGAAGAGGAAGGAUCACAGAGGAGGACAAAAUAGCAGCAGGCCUGUUAACAUUUUAUGAAGCUGUUUGUGAUAAGCGAUACUGUCUAGGAUAAAUAACAAAAUAUUGAAGAUAGUAAAGGAGAGAGAGAGAGAGAGAGAGAGAGAGAGAGAGAGAGAGAGAGAGAGAGAGAGAGAGAGAGAGAGAGAGAGAGAGAGAGAGAGAGAGAGAGAGAGAGAGAGAGAGAGAGAGAGAGAGAGAGAGAGAAGUUUUAAGUCACUUCGUAAGGAAAACUUUUCGUGGUAUAAUUUGAGGAGAAAAGUAAGAGGAAAAAGUACUCUUCCCUUCCCUUUCUCUUCAAACUAAAACUUGAGUGAAAAUUUAAUUCCAUCUCCACGUUGUUUUUUUUUUCUUCGUCUCUCUGAGUUUUAAGCGAAAAGAGUGCUUAUGCCUUGUGUGUGUGUGUGUGUGUGUGUGUGUGUGUGUGUGUGUGUGUGUGUGUGUGUGUGUGUGUGUGUGUGUGUGUGUGUGUGUGUGUGUAUUUUAAUUCUUACUUCUUCCAAAUCUUCAUGCACGUCCUUUGAAAUAAAAAAAAAUAAAAAAAAUAUGUACACACAGAGAGAGGGAAAAGAAAAAGAAGAGAAGAGAAAAGGGGAAAGAAGAAGAAAAGAGAUAAAAUUUAGAAGCGACAGUCGUGUGAGCUCGACCUUUUUUGAAGAGUGAAAGUUGGAAAUAGAAAAGUAACAAAAGGAAAAAGAAAGUGGGGAAGCGAGAACAAGAGAGAGAGAGAAAAAAAAAAAAAAAACAAGAGAGGUGCGCGGGACAUGCGAGCCCAGGUACCAGUGACUAAAAGGACAUGAAGUAGAAUGCACAGGAGCAGCAACAGCAUGAAAGUCAAGGCCACUCCCGCUGUGUCAGCCGCGCCCCUCAUACGAGCUGCCGCCGCCCACCACUUCGUCACACACACCGCGGAUGGUACCUGAACGCUGAUUGGCUCCCGGGUCAGCCGAUAUGAUGCUGCCCACUAACGUUGUGUCAUUCGUCAAAAAGAUGGUGACGUCGGAGCAUGGAGGCGGAGGGGAGGCGGGGGCUCCAGGGGUAGGGGCCCGCACGGACGCCCCCGAGUCAGGGACAACGUUCUCCAAAAUCAGACACACACUUACCUCUGGCAUUCACGGCACAGUCACCAAAUUGUCGCCGACGAGAUCCCCAGCGCCCAACGCCCACCCCGACGGCUGCUCCCUCUCGUCCUCGUCCUCGUCCUCGUCGGCGGGUGUCGUCGGGGGCCAGCCAUCCUCUGUGUCUGUGGAGGAGAGGUCGCUGCUGCAGAAGGUGUGGGACAAGAAUGAGCGGUUUGACCCCUCCGACGGCAGGAUAUUCAAGCCCCCGCCCAUCACCACGCCCACAGCGCCCUCGGUCGGCGGUAUCGGGGGUGGGAGCGGCGGCGGGGGCGGGGGCCUCUCCCCUCUGACGUCUCCAGUGGGCGGAGGGAAGCAGGGUGAGGUGAGCGGCAGCAGCGGCCUGCCUUUCUCCACCAGAGCACAGAGGUCACCCGGGUCAUCCUGUAGGGUGUGCGUUAAGACUCUGAAGGAUGCCGAGUUUUUCAAGGUGUGCUCGGAAUGCGGGAACAAGGUGUGCGAGGACUGCGCCUCCUACUCCACCCAAUCCUCCGAGGGCGACCAGGAUACUUGGAACUGCAGCAUUUGUCGUCGCCGUCUCUCCUCCCGCGCCAAGAGUGAGCAGCCGGCGUCGAGUGAAGGCCCAACGCUCACCACUAAGGUACCUCCAAUUAUGUCCGCUCCCAUGCCCCCACCCACCCCUGGCGCCCCCACCGCCCUCACCCUCUUCAGUGGCCUGGCUAAGAUGGCGUCCAAUAUGGCCACAACCACUCAAGCACAGCAGACUACAAGCACGGCGACGAGCACCCUGUCCACCACUCUUUCAAGCACCCUUGCGGCCACCACACACGUCUGCACCGUGGCCGCCGCCACCACACAGCCCAGCACCACCCAGACCACUACCACCACCCUGGCACCCAGCACCCAGCCUACCAGCAUCCAGCAGACGCCCAGCCUAACUAACGCCCCCUCCACGCCCACGAAGGAGGAAGUGCCGCUCCCCACCACCAACGGUUACGCCCCACGUAAAGUGUCCCGCAGCGCCAUCAAACAAUCUUCACUGGACCGCACCAGGUCGAUUGAACGGUCCAGGCCCCGGGACGACUCUCGGGACAGACGGCCGUCAUGUGUGGCGGCGCCGCUCGACUCCCGAAGACCGCGCGACAGGUCACGGGAAAGGGUUGUCGUGCCGCGACGUCGCUCCGACAACGACGACGAAAACUUGCCUACGCCGGGCCGAUCAACCUCGGUGCGCCGCGGACGGAUGAGCGACUAUAUGUUGCGUGAUGCUUCCGACGACUACCUCGGCUUCGGCGGCGGGAUCAGCGCGGCGCACAGCGAGACGGACGUGUCACGCUCCAGGAAAGCCAGCCAUGCUGGCCUUCAUAUAACGCGGCCUUUGGACACUGGUGUGGCGAGGACAGCGGCAGAGGACGCCUCGCUGCAUCGGGAAUCUGAAUCUUCAGGCGACGAGGUGGCUGGGAGCGGUUGGCAGGCGCGAGGCCGACGGCGCUCCAUCAUUCGCCAGCAGUCCUACGACGAAGAGGACGGUGAUGGGGAGACGUUCGCCAACAACGCGGCCAACUCCCUCUCGCUUUGGGGCGGCGGCGAGCCUCCCGUGCGCCGCCACUCCACCCAGGAUCCCUCACGGCGGGACGACUCGCUGGAGGGACGCCGCACGCGGGACUCCUUGGACGUGCCAUCACACGGCCGCGUGCACCGCCACCACUCCUGGGAUUACGACGUGACUCGCGACACUCUGCCCAUCACGGGAAUCAUGACCUCAGGCACGGGAUCACGCCACAGCAGCGAGAGUGACCUUAGCAGCGAGGCGCCCAGUGAGAGGGGAUCCACCACGGCGUUGGCGGAGGAGCAGCAGAGGAGGUUUUCCCGCCUGUCCAUCAAGAGGCGCUCCUCCUACAAGACCUCGAGGGGCGGCGUGAAGAAUGAAGUCAGCGAUCCCUACGACGCUGAUGACCAAGGUGUUAUUGACUCGUCGCCAUCCCCGCUGUCACCUGAUGUGGCCAUUCCCGGCAGCGGGCCGCAGGGCUCCCCGCGGCGCGCUGGCACGUCCAGCCUGGAGGAGGAGCAAUGGCUGCAUCCCGCCGAGGAGGAGUAUCGCUCCUCCCGCCGCCGCUCCUCUGCAGUGUCUGAGAGUGGGCGGGUGCUGCCCACGCCUCCUGCCUCUCCACGUGGCACCGUGUACCCCUCCACGGCUCCGACGCCUCCCGGCGGAGGCUCUCGCAUCACGCAGUCGUUAGAAGUGAACCCAGGGCGUGACGAGGAAGACCGUUUGAGACGGCAAAGUUCUGUGACGGAAGGCGAGACCAUCCGCAUCGUGAUUCACGACGUAGACAUCGACCACCGCAAAGAUGGAGCUCAGGAGACGGGGCGGAGGAGAGUCAAGAUUAUGAGGGACAUGUCGGACGCCGCGCAUAGAACGCGCGGUCUGGGCAUGCGAGUGGUGGGCGGCAAGGUGGGUCCCGAUGGUCAUCUUUUUGCCUACGUAGUGUGGACGGUACCCGGAGGCCCAGCGGAGGCGGCGGGGGUCGUGCAAGGGGACAAGGUGCUCGAGUGGAACGGCGUGGGACUGACUGACCGCAGCUUUGAGGAGGUUUGCAGCAUCAUGGAGGAGGAGGUGCACCCGCAGGACGAGGCUGUUCAUCUUCUUAUUGAACACUCCAAUGACCUACGCUCCCUUGAUUACGGCGAUGAGCACAGUGCCUUAGUUCAACAGAAGAAGGGAUCUCUAGAGGGCAGGACCCCCUCAGAGGGAGAAAACGACUUGGCUCAAUCCUUAACUUCUCGACGCAAAUUGCCCCGAAUACCUGGUGACCUGAUGCGAGACCCAGUGAGUGGCAAGCUUCAGGUGCAGCUGUGGUACGACCAGGAUAAGUCGCACCUGAUCGUGACGGUGGUGUCUGCCCACGACCUCCGCUUCAGGGACACAUCCACCUACGGUCCUCCCGAGGCCUUCGUCUGCCUGCGUCUGUAUCCCUUCAGUGAUAGCAAGAUGUACAGCACGGGCGUGGCGGAACCUUCUUGCAAGCCCCUGUGGAAUUCCUCCUUCAUCUGGGAGAACCUGGCGGGGGACUCUCUGCUUGGCCUCACGCUGGAGCUCUCCGUGUGGGACUACAUCUCGCACACAGAAAACGGAUUCCACGGUGAAACCCUAAUUGACCUGCGGCACGCUUACCUGGACGAGCGGCCCACCUGGUACCGCCUCCAGGAGCGCAGGUCCCGCAGCGCCAACGCCACGCCGAGGGGAUCCAUCGUGUCCUAUGACUUCUCUGUGCCGUCUGUGAGAAGGCCGUCUGUGCGCUCUGGCUCCGGUACGUGGAAUGACGGUGAGGACAGCAGGAACUCUUCACUGGACUCCGGACUCUUACACCCAGACUUAGCGUGGAGAGACUCAAGGUCGCCCUCCAGACGUGGAUCAUCCUUGAGCGAGCAAGCGGAGAACGAAGUGUACCAGCUGUCCCGAUCCUACCCCCACUCACUGCCCCAGUCAAGACGUUCCUCCGUAGCGUACCAAACCUCUAGUCCGGAGUUCAAAGCUGAGGACCUGGAGGCGAGGCUGUCCGUGUCCAUGAGUCCUCUCGAGCGGCGCCGCAGCCACAGUUUUAGGUCCUCGACGCGGCACGAGUUCCUGACAAGCGGCGAGGAGUCCUACCCGAGGCAGCGACGGGCGUCCCAUAGCGCCAUCAUGAGCAGGUCCCAUUCCGUCAAGAACACCAACGAUCAUUGGCACAAGAAAGGAGCCCCCAGCAACGGCCGGCCUGAGGAGGAAGGAAGACCGUGGAGAUGACUUCACGCUAGGGGAGAUCUAUCUGUCGCUCACGCUGACCAAGGGCCAACUGGAGGUCGAGGUCAGCCACGCGCGGGGACUCCCCUCAGCCGCGUCGGGGCAGGAACCAGACACCUACGUGAAGACCUAUCUGAAGGACGGUGAUCGCCGCAUACAGAAGCGCAAGACCCGGGUGACGCGCCAUUCCCAGGAGCCCCAAUACAACCAGACGCUCCGCUACGCCGCCAGUGAUGCCCUCGGUCGGUCCCUGCUGGUGAUGGUGUGGGAGCGGCAGCGGGGCUUCGAGCACAACAUCGGCAUGGGUGUGGCGGAGAUCAACCUGUCUAAGCUGGAGCGGGGCCACAAGACGCAGCACGGGUGGUACCGCCUCCUGCCAGUCAGCAGCGUAGUGCGGGUCGACUCGGAUUCCGGAGACAGCGUGCGCUAGCGAGGGAACGCCUUGACUACUCCCACAGCCAUGCUCCUCCUCCUCUCCCUUCUCCUUCUUCACCUACUAUUGACACUCCUCCAAGUUCGCCAGAAGGAGGGUGGGGACUGGGCGCCGCUAGACACACACACACACACACACACACACAUACAUACACACACACACACACACACACACACACACACACACACACACACACACACACACACACACACACACACACACACACACCUCAAGAAACACCCUUGGAAACUCUCCCUUUAUCUCCUGUUGUACAUAGCAAUGAGAAAUGGCUGUAGAAGUGCCACCACUUCCUCGGCCCUACUACUACUACUGCUACUACUACUCGACACACACCUUCAGCAGAAAAUGAAAAUGGCGAUGGGUAACUGUAACAGAAGCACACUAGUGGAAGGCACAGGUGACGCGCGGGCACGUGAGUUGCCUGCUGACCCUCUGAGGCAUUCCUGGGAUCUGCUUGGUGCUAUAUUACACCAAAAGGGCGACAUUAUAGCUUUCUCUCUCUCUCUCUCUCUCUCUCUCUCUCUCUCUCUCUCUCUCUCUCUCUCUCUCUCUCUCUCUCUCUCUCUCUCUCUCUCUCUCUCUCUCUCUCUCUCCCCGCAUCCCCUACUCUAGUCGCCGUUUCAGUUGCCUUUCUGCCUCAGACUCGCCAAGGUCUGAUCGCAUGCACAAACUCUCGCCUCUUCCCGACCAAGGUGAAAGUAAGCUGUGUGUGUGUGUGUGUGUGUGUGUGUGUGUGUGUGUGUUGAAGGUAAUUGACUUUAGCUUGUUAGAGAAAUUUCAUUAGUUGAUUUCCUUAUCUAUAUCCGUUUAUCGACAGCACUGUGUGUUCGUCUAUCUGUGUGUUUUGUCUUUUCGUAAUCUAUAAUAUUUUUGUCGUACUUUUCACCACGUUCGGUGACCAUGACAAUCACAAACACAUUCCUAAUAUUCAUGUGCGUGUGUGUGUGAGCUGACGUAUGUUUCUGGCUACAAUUUACUGAUAUUUAUAUUUGUUGCCACAAUCUCAAAAACGACAUCACUAUUAUCCUUUCUUCUUUUUCAUUGUUAUCGCUUUUUUUUCCUAAGCCACCGCCACCAAACAUUGUAGUACCUUCCGAUGGGGGGCGCGACUCCCACGCCCGACAGUCGACAAGAAGUCCAGGGGCGGGACACGGGCUGGGAGGGGCUGUAAAGCAUGUUUGCUCUGGGGAUGGUGGAGAUUUUUUUUUUUCAUCUACUACCGUUAUUCCAAAGAAUUUUCCCGAGAGAAAGGGGAGGAGAGGUAGGUGAGAGAUAAUUUGAGAUACAGUGGCAAAGAUCAUCCUUGCCUUACGAUUAUUUUAUGAAGCAUUUACAAAGUACUGGGUGCAGGAGAAAAAGAAGGACGACCGGGAGGAAAAGAAAGGUGUGUGUGUGUGUGUGUGUGUGUGUGUUUUGGGGAGGGGGUUAUGAACAAAGCACUAGUCUUUAUCAUUGACUCUGCAAACUUGAUUCCAGACGAAAAAGCUCCGCUCUUCCGAACCUUCCUCGCACAAAGAGAGACAUGAAUGUAAACUCCUACUCCCGCUCCUACUUCAUGCAUUAGUAAUUACCUUCGACUUAGCGCGACUCCUUUUUAUUAUAUUACCGAGGUGGAGGGAAGGCGAUGCUAUUAUUAUUUACUUUCCUAUUAAUUCACUCUCGUAUGUUUCCUUCACGCGUCUUUAGGCCAGUGAUGCAGGUAAAACGUUAGGGAUGGGAAUUUCAAAGUUUAUGUAAUCGUCAGGUGUUGCUUUUUUUAUUUACAAAGUAAGCAACAGUAAAUUGUUUUCCUGGAAACUGCAGGAGUGCUUAGAAUGGUGAAGGAGUGCUUAAAAUGGUGAUGUGUGUGUGUGUGUGUGUGUGUGUGUGUGUGUGUGUGUGUGUGUGUUGAUAGGUAGUUGGGUGUGGGGUGCAUGGGGGUGUUUUCUCUAUACGUUUUGUUUUAUCUUUUUGAACGUUCAUGCAAUAAAAAAAACAUUUUCUAGUGUUUAUUUUUGUCUUUCUGUUUAUACAGCUGCUCCUCCACAGGAUUGUGUGUGUGUGUGUGUGUGUGUGUGUGUGUGUGUGUGUGUGUGUGUGUGUGUGUGUGUGUGUGUGUGUGUGUGUGUGUGUGUGUACUGGACAGUUUCAUUUCUUCUUUUGCCGUAAUAUUCUGAUAUUUUAUUCUCUAAUUUUCUUGGAAUAUCUUUUAUAUUCAAACAUGUUCCUAAUAUAUCUAUUAUUUUGUUAUGUAUCUCUUUAUUUCUCUCUCUCUCUCUCUCUCUCUCUCUCUCUCUCUCUCUCUCUCUCUCUCUCUCUCUCUCUCUCUCUCUCUCUCUCUCUCUCGCUGUGUGUGUGUGGAUGCGUUUUCGUUUUCUGCACCACUUGUUGUUCCAUGUUAUUGUUUGCCGAGGGAUUAAAUCUGUGAGUGUGUGGAGCUACAAGUGUUUACGUUUAUAUUUAUAGAAUGCCUGGCGUCUGCAAUCAAGGAGUUUGUCCUGUGUGGUGAGGCGUUUCAGGAGUGCUUUUUGAGAAGGGAGUUUUGUUAUCUUCUUUUGGAACGUUCCUGUGAGAGCGAGUGGAAGAUGAUCCGUGAGGAAGCAGGUGAAGGACCGGAGCAUUGAGAGAGCGAGGGAGAGAGGGUAAGAGAGUGCUUGCGAUGUGUGAGGGAGAGAAAAAUCUCGAGGGAGUCUUUAUAAUUUUUUCACAGAAUAUUUUUGGGAUGUAAAACGAGAUAGUGUGUGUGUGUGUGUGUCUAGGUAUGAUAUACAUACAUGAGUUAAGAUAAGCUCAUGUUGUCCUGUCUCCUUACUUUUUUUUCUUGUGUGUGUGUGUGUGUGUGUGUGUGUGUUUGUUGCUGUAGGCUGUGGGCUGUAUGUCUGUCAUCAGCUUCGGUCACGCAACACAGCCACACAGCCCCUCGUGUGUGUAUAUAUAUAUAUAUAUAUAUAUAUAUAUAUAUAUAUAUAUAUAUAUAUAUAUAUAUAUAUAUAUAUAUAUAUAUAUAUAUAUAUAUAUAUAUAUAUAAACAUUAUAAAUAUUGUAACAUAAUUGUGGUGGAGUAGACAGUGUUACUCUGUCGUAGCUAUGUGUGCGACCGUUGUACGUACGUGGGCCUGCUGUCGGAAGCUGUGUUAUAUAGGGAACAUUAUGAACCUCCAAACCUCCCUCGAACAGCGACCAACUCCCUACUCUUUUAUCUUCUGCUCUUUCUCGUCCUUUUCCUGUCCUUAUCACCUAUCCUCUCUUUACUCUCUUCUCUUCCUCUCUUUUCCUUCAUUUUCGUCUCCCCUCCUCUUCUCUUAUCUCCUCUCCACUCCUCUCCUCUCCUCCACUCUUCUCUUCUUUUUUUUCCCCCAUUCUUCGCCAUUAUUUCUUUUCCACUACCUUUUUUCUCACGUCUCUUCCUGGCCUCCUUUUCUUCCCUAUUUCUACCUAAUCACUUAUCCUCGCCUCUUUUUUUUCUUUUUUCAUUACUUUUCCCAUUCCUACGCUCCUUAUUCUCAUGUUUUAUUUUCUUGCCUUUUCUCUCUCUCCUUUCACUUUCCUUUACAUUUCUCCAUACCACUUCCUUCCCACUUCUGUCCACCCCUUCGGCUCUCUCACCGCACUUCUCUCGUUUUCGUUCCUUUCUUAACAACCCACCGUUUUCCUCACCCAGACUUGCAUCAAACUAUGCACUCCGUCUCCAAAAGCGUGAAUACACAGGCUCCAGGUCCCUUCUUCCACAGGCGAAACUCAAGGGUCGAGAGGAAAUACCAGUCAACAAGGCUACCUAUCUCCCUCCUUUACAGUAGGUAUUUUAUUUGUCUGCGACUUUGGCACGUCAGAAAGUCGCAUGCUUCCUCCUUCGCUGGACCUCUCCUCGCCACACAUGCACAACGCGACGCGAGGGAACGAGUAUCGGAAACUUUUCCCUUAACUGCACGCUACAGAGUUGGGAAGUGCGUGCUAAUAGUCGCUCUUCGAUGGUGUCAUUAAUCCGGUUUCGUUCACUCAAAUUAUUCCUUCCCCUCCUGUCCUCUAAGGCUCCCGAGUGCUGUCAUCCUGCCCUCCCUUCCCUCGCUCAGCCCUGGACUGGUACCUCCUCGCGUCCUCACAAUGUCGAUAUCGAACAAGUGAUUCUCUGUACACACUAGAUAUUUAGGCAAAUUACAUUGCGUGUCGUUUUGUCAACCGAAUCCGUAUAACAUUAUUACUUUCCGGUGUAUACGUCAUCACGUUCUUUCCUCUUGGAUAUUAAUCGAGGUGUUCGUAUUCACAGUGGGACACGCGACCUCCCGCUUGUCACUCGUUAUCAUCUACCACCUGUUGCCUUCAAGUUGUCUUUCUACCAGGUUUGUCACGUUGCUGUUGACUUUUGUCUGUCACUUUAUGGUGUUACAACUUUAUAAAGGAUCUCCUUUUAUCACAACGACGCACUCUCUCCUCGCGUGAGUGAAGGCAACCUCAAGUCUUACAUUAUAGGAGUGAUUAUUAGUCUCAUAUAUAGUCCGGCCGGAGCGAUUCAUUUAGCUACCUGGCUGUAAUGAGGCCGUUCAUUCGCCCUGUUUAUGACGGGUGAUCUAACCUGAGGAUAUAUUGGUGGGGGAAGGGAAGGAAUUAAAGGUCAGGUAGUGGAAGCAUGCAUCAACUGUUGGUUAUCUUUUAUGGUCGAGCACCUUUGGACUGCUCCAUGUCCACCAUCUCGCUUCAGGAAGGAUGGGUAGGCACAUGUCAGUUCAAUCCUUCCCAGACGAGAUCCUUCGCUCAUGCGCUCGGCCGACCCCAUUGCCAGACAGACUUGAGGAUGACCUAACCUGUGGUGCGUCAUCUUUUUAAUAUACGUGUUGUCUUUUCAUAAUGUAAACAUCUUCAUUUCAGUGACCAUUAUAUUUCUGUUGUUUGCCUUCAUAUGUCCUAGUCUAGGGUAUCACUUAUAGCUCUGAUCUGCGAGGAGAGAAUGAGGAGCAAGGGCGGCGGGCGGUGCUGGAAAGUCCGCCGCCGCCAUUCCCUGUGCUCGUCGCCUCCCUCUCGGGCGAUGAAAAGAACAGCCUAUGUGCAGCUUUAGGUUAGACCAUUUGUAUAUUGUUGCUGGGUGAGAGAGGCUGCCCAAGUGUGCCGGUAGAUGGAGGUGGGGGGAACGCCGCCAGUCUGCCCAAAGUGAUGCCGAGCAGCGUGCAUUCAGGGCCACCGAGACACUGUUCCUCCUCCGUCAGUGUUCCUUUCAACGCCCCAUAUGUCGGAAGCCCUCACUAAAACAGGGUUCGGCUAGCAUGAGGCCUUAAAUUGUCAUUUUCCUCUUACUAUGUGUAUUCCCAGUGAGCGUUCCAUCACACAGGUACUGGGGUGCUCUCCCGUUAAUCAUGUGUGGUAAUCCUUGGCCAGCCUCCCCUGGUGUGAGUCAGUCAGUUAUAGGAGUUCUGGAUGCGAGACUGGCAGCGUGUAGUUUUCGUCGUCACCUGGGCGGCCUCGGCACCACCUCUGUAUUGAUCGUGAUGUGAUACUUGCCUCAGAUGCUGUUAUAUAUACAUAUAAGACUCUCCCUUCUGAUUAUUGUUCAGUGUUGGUUAGCUGGAUUGUACAUGUUGGUGUGCGUCUCACUGUUGGGCCAUUGAUCCAACACACCCAUGUUUCAAUAAAAGGAAAAGUUUGA
Messenger RNA from Scylla paramamosain (green mud crab), 11268 nucleotides. RefSeq names its product serine-rich adhesin for platelets-like. The record is from RefSeq and is a predicted model, not a curated record. Gene Ontology annotation, molecular function: transmembrane transporter binding; small GTPase binding. Gene Ontology annotation, biological process: regulation of membrane potential; regulation of synaptic plasticity; calcium ion-regulated exocytosis of neurotransmitter. The transcript has 26 exons. NCBI's taxonomy places the organism in Eukaryota, Metazoa, Arthropoda, Malacostraca, Decapoda, Portunidae. Bases 1289 to 5203 code for a protein of 1304 amino acids. Gene Ontology annotation, cellular component: presynaptic membrane; cytoskeleton of presynaptic active zone.